AUGAAUAUGAACCCUUUGUUAGGAUUUGUCUUAGCAAACCAAACGAAUAUUGCUGAAGAAGAUCUCAAAGAACGUAGUAACAAGAAAGUCAAAUGGAAAGAUGCAAAUAUCGAUUUGAGGAAGAAUGAUUUGGUUUCCAACCAAGGAGCUGCAACUACAUCAUAUAAGGAGAUAGUCCUUAGAGAGUCCUUAAGGGCAAGGGAAGAAAGGCAAAGAAAAGUAACACAAGUGGAAAACCUAAAGGAACUCGGAGAGAUGAAGAUAGAAGAACGCAAAAUUAGGGAAUAUGAAUGCCCAUAA
Molecule: messenger RNA, 300 nt
Organism: Lathyrus sativus (Indian pea)
Lineage: Eukaryota; Viridiplantae; Streptophyta; Magnoliopsida; Fabales; Fabaceae
Source: the annotation of a GenBank genome assembly